AUGACAACCUUAAUGUUAAAAGGCCGCAAAUCCAAAGCUGUCUGGGAUGACAACAAGGACAAAACCCUCCUCGAUGAGCUUCUCAAACAAUGCCAUUUAGGCCGCAGAGCUGGCAACAGCUUCAAACCACGGGCCUGGAAUGAAGUAACCAUGCUAUUCAACAAAGUAUUCUCCCCAGAGCUUAAUGUUGAGCAAGUGAAGACUAGGGUACGGCGAGUAAGUUUAAUACCUCUAUAAAUUCUGAGAAUAAAUUAAACUAAUCAAGUAUCAACAGCUGAAGCAGUCAUAUGAGGCCUUUGAGACAUUGAGAGCAAAUUCUGGCUUUGGAUGGAAUGAGGCAGAUCAGGUAGUAACUGCGCCAGAGGAGGUUUGGGCGGAAUAUAUUAAGGUAAGCAGAGUUAUAUUGAUACAAGCACAUAGAAAAUAUUAUACUAACAUCACUAUCUACACAAAUAUAGGCACAUCCAGAAGCACGCCAAUUCAAAAACUGUACUUUGAAGUUUUAUUCUGAGAUGAAGGAGUUUUUCAACAACACAGUAGCUACCAGAGAGCUAGCUACUGCUACUGGAAUGAGAACACAGAAGAGACAGCAUUCUGAGUAUACCAUUGAAAGUAGCAGUAGUGAUACUGAUCCUGAUGUUGAUGUCUCUUCACCAAAUUCCUUUUCUAUAGCCUCCAUCGAUCCGCUGACUCCUAUCAUUCAUCAGCCUCAAGCGAAACAAACCCUUUCCAUUGAGCAUUCUUUAAGUCCUCACAUUCAAACUCUAAACCAUGCAAGGAGAAAGCAACCUCGAACAAGCCCUACACAUGUCAGCAUUCAAGCAAUAGCCGGUAGCGUUGAAUCUCUAGCUACCUCAAUCCGUGAAACCAGUCAGAAAUUUGAGACACCAUAUUUGGGUUCGACAAGUCGUACAGUUGGCCCCUUGGAUUCAUCUAUUGCCGUCCCGAAUAAUCAGAAUGGCCGUGGGCUUCCUGUACCAACAACACCAAUGGAUCAUGCUGUUCUUGUUUUGAACUGA
Molecule: messenger RNA, 1019 nt
Organism: Tuber aestivum (summer truffle)
Lineage: Eukaryota; Fungi; Ascomycota; Pezizomycetes; Pezizales; Tuberaceae
Source: the annotation of a GenBank genome assembly